Messenger RNA from Phycomyces blakesleeanus NRRL 1555(-), 624 nucleotides. RefSeq lists its product as hypothetical. Gene Ontology annotation, cellular component: nucleus. The transcript has a single exon. NCBI's taxonomy places the organism in Eukaryota, Fungi, Mucoromycota, Mucoromycetes, Mucorales, Phycomycetaceae. The annotation marks the transcript as partial. The record is from RefSeq and is a predicted model, not a curated record. Gene Ontology annotation, molecular function: DNA binding.
AUGGAGAAGUUUGGAAAGCGUCAUUGCAUUAAAAUGAAUCGAAUUCAUGGUGAGGCUGGUUCUACUGAUAUAGAAUCGCUUCAGAUUGACAAGGCUGCCAUCAAAGAGAAGAUAGAGGGAUAUAGUGCUCGUGACAUAUAUAACUUUGAUGAAACAGCACUCUUUUAUGCUGCCCCACCAAGAACAACAAUUUCUCACCAGAAAUUUUCUGGUUGGAAAGAUAACAAGAAGCGCCUGACUGUAGGUCUCUUGCACAAUGCAGACGGAACGGACAAGUGGUCCAAUGUACUGAUGAUUGGGCAUGCAAGAAGACCAAACUGCUUCAACAAGAACAACAAGAAGCAAGAAGCAAGUGAUCAUGGAUUCUCCAUGUAUCAUUACAAUAGCAAUGCUUGGAUGACAAGAUCAAUCUUUUAUGUUUUCCUCUGUUGCUUUGAUCAUGCCAUGAAAGCUCAAAAGCGCAAAGUUCUUUUGAUUCUUGACAAUUUAUCUGGUCAUAUAGUUGAUUAUAUACCUACAAACGUCGAGCUUCUUUUUUUGCCACCAAACACCACUUCCUACCUUCAGCCAUUGAAUGGUGGUAUUAUUCGGGCAUUCAAGGCUUAUUUCAAGUGUAAGCAGUAU